GCCCGCGCCAUGUACCGGAAAAGAGAAGUUUACUCAGUGGAGCUCGGUGGAAUCAAAGACAUUAAGAAAACAGACAAGGAGGAUGGCAAGGAGAAGUCCAGGGGCCUGAAAAACAAGUGCUUGGAACGCAAAAACAACCACCAGAAAGAGGAGCUUAAGAAAGAACUUGAUAUGGAUGACCACAAACUCAGCAAAGAGGAACUGGAGACAAAAUAUGGUACAAACAUCAUUACGGGUCUUUCCAGUGCCCGGGCUGCUGAACUGCUGGCUCAGCACGGGCCCAACAGCCUCACGCCCCCCAAGGAAACCCCAGAGAUCAUCAAGUUCCUCAAGCAGAUGGUGGGGGGCUUCUCCAUCCUCCUGUGGAUAGGAGCCAUCCUGUGCUGGAUCGCGUAUGGAAUUCAGUAUUCCCAUGAUCAGUCCUCCUCCCUGGACAACGUGUACUUGGGCUCUGUGCUUGCCCUGGUCGUCAUUCUAACCGGGGUCUUUGCUUAUUACCAAGAGGCGAAGAGCACCAACAUCAUGUCCAGUUUCCAAAAGAUGAUCCCGCAGCAAGCGCUUGUCAUUCGAGACUCAGAGAAGAAGAUAAUUCCUGCUGACCAGCUGGUGGUGGGAGACAUAGUGGAAAUUAAAGGCGGAGACCAGGUCCCUGCGGAUGUCAGGUUACUGUCCACUCAGGGGUGUAAGGUGGACAACUCAUCUGUCACUGGGGAGUCAGAGCCCCAGGCCCGCUCCUGUGAGUUCACACAUGAAAGUCCCCUGGAGACCAAGAACAUCGCCUUCUUCUCCACGACCUGUCUGGAAGGCACAGCGACUGCCAUGGUCAUCAGCACGGGUGACCGCACCAUCAUUGGGCAGAUUGCCUCGCUGGCUUCAAGAGUUGAGGACUCGAAGACGCCCAUUGCCAUUGAGAUCGAGCACUUUGUUCAUAUCGUGGCGGGAGUGGCGGUCUCCAUCGGCAUCAUUUUCUUCAUCAUCGCGGUGUCCAUGAAGUAUCAUGUCCUGGACUCCAUCAUCUUCCUCAUUGGCAUCAUUGUGGCCAAUGUGCCUGAGGGUCUCCUGGCCACUGUCACUGUGACUCUGUCACUGACAGCAAAACGAAUGGCCAAGAAGAACUGCCUUGUGAAGAACCUGGAGGCAGUGGAGACUCUUGGCUCCACCUCCAUCAUCUGCUCAGACAAGACCGGGACCCUGACCCAGAACAGGAUGACAGUGGCCCAUCUGUGGUUCGACCACCAGAUCUUCGUGGCGGACACUAGUGAAAACCAUUCAAAUCAAGUCUUUGAUCAAAGCUCUGCAACCUGGGCCUCCCUGUCAAAGAUCAUAACGCUGUGUAACCGCGCUGAGUUCAGACCUGGACAGGAGAGCGUCCCUAUCAUGAAGAAAAUUGUGGUUGGAGAUGCCUCAGAAACUGCUCUUUUGAAGUUCUCAGAGGUCAUGCUGGGUAACGUGAUGGAUAUUAGAAAAAGAAACCGCAAAGUAGCUGAAAUCCCUUUUAACUCGACCAACAAAUUUCAGCUCUCCAUCCACGAGACCGAGGACCCAGACGACAAGCGCUUCCUCAUGGUGAUGAAAGGGGCCCCCGAGCGGAUCCUGGAGAAGUGCAGCACCAUCAUGGUCAACGGGCAGGAGCAGCCCCUGGACAGCAGCACGGCCGAGGCCUUCCACACGGCCUACAUGGAGCUGGGCGGCAUAGGGGAGCGCGUGCUGGGUUUCUGUCACCUCUACCUGCCGACAGACGAGUUUCCAGAAACGUAUUCAUUUGAUGUAGAAACAAUGAACUUCCCUACUUCCAACUUCUGCUUUGUGGGCCUCUUGUCAAUGAUUGACCCGCCUCGGUCCACAGUACCUGAUGCUGUCACCAAGUGCCGGAGCGCAGGGAUCAAGGUUAUCAUGGUUACAGGCGAUCAUCCAAUCACAGCCAAAGCUAUUGCCAAGAGCGUCGGCAUCAUUUCCGCCAACAGUGAGACAGUGGAAGACAUUGCCAAACGCCUCAACCUUCCUGUGGAGCAAGUUAACAAGCAGGAUGCUAAGGCUGCUGUGGUGACCGGCAUGGAGCUGAAGGACAUGAGCCCGGAACAGCUAGAUGAGAUCUUAGCCAACCACUCGGAGAUCAUCUUUGCCCGGACAUCCCCCCAGCAGAAGCUGAUCAUUGUGGAGGGCUGUCAGAGGCAGGAUGCUGUGGUCGCUGUGACCGGGGAUGGAGUUAAUGACUCCCCAGCUCUGAAGAAGGCAGACAUUGGGAUCGCCAUGGGAAUAGCAGGUUCUGAUGCAGCCAGAAAUGCAGCUGACAUGGUCUUGUUGGACGACAACUUCGCGUCCAUCGUCACAGGGGUGGAGGAAGGUCGCCUGAUCUUUGACAACCUAAAGAAGACAAUCGCGUACACGCUGACCAAGAACAUCGCCGAGUUGUGCCCCUUUCUCAUCUACAUCAUUGCUGGGCUUCCCCUGCCCAUUGGCACCAUUACUAUCUUGUUCAUCGACUUGGGCACAGACAUAAUUCCCUCCAUCGCCCUGGCUUACGAGAAAGCCGAAAGCGACAUUAUGAACAGGAAGCCUCGCCACAAGAAGAAGGACAGGCUGGUGAACGCGCCACUUGCCCUGUACUCCUACCUGCACAUUGGCCUCAUGCAGGCCCUGGGGGCCUUCGUUACGUAUUUCACCGUGUACGCGCAGCAUGGCUUUCUACCCAGCACUAUCCUCAACCUGCGGGUGGAGUGGGAGAACGACAAUGUGAAUGACCUGGAAGACAGCUACGGACAGGAAUGGACAAGGUACCAGAGGAAAUACCUAGAAUGGACGGGCUACACAGCAUUCUUUGUCAGCAUCAUGAUUCAGCAAAUAGCAGAUCUGAUCAUCAGGAAAACCCGGAGGAAUUCCAUCUUCCAGCAAGGCCUCUUCAGAAAUAAAAUCAUCUGGGUGGGGAUUGCCUCACAGAUUAUCAUCGCAUUAAUCCUCUCCUAUGGCCUCGGAAGCAUCCAGGCCCUGAAUUUUACGAUGAUCCGGCCUCAGUACUGGUUUGUGGCUGUGCCACACGCAGUUCUGAUUUGGGUGUAUGAUGAGGUGCGGAAGCUUUUCAUCAGACUCUUCCCUGGAAGCUGGUGGGAUAAGAACAUGUAUUAUUAAGACACCCGCUUCCCAAGCUCCGGCAGCUGCACAUGGCGAUGUUCUUCACCUUCUGGUGCCAGCUGGGCGACUGCUGCCAUGGGGAUGUCGUCGGAAUGUGUUCAAGAAGAGACAGAACUGUAGGAAAGCACUCACUAAUAUUUUGUAAUUUAAAACAGAGAUUCCAGUGUUUAUAUGUGAUUUUAAUUUAUAUAUCAAUGUCCUUAUUUAAAAAUACAUGAAUUUCAAGGUAAUGGUGUAGGGAAGAAUAGCGUGUUUAAAUGUCUGUAGAGCUCAUUCAUGUUAAACAAUGUCAGGUAAUCCAGACAUCUGCUGGAUUAAGGGUCUCCCUGCCCCUUAAGCUCUAGAUAGCACUGCUCACAACUCCAUUCCACACUCUACUAAAAAUCCAGCACCCUCCCUUCCUGUGAAUUCCCAGAGAAUCAUUAUUUCACAGUCACGUUGCUCAGAAAAGGCUAGUUCAGCUAGAGGUUUGCAAAAGGGUGAAGUGACGGCAGGUUUACAUCACAGUAACUUGGAAGACCUCAGUUUGACCCUGAGACAUCCUUAAGAGUCCUCAUCCCACCUGUCAGCUCCUCACAAUCCUUCACUGCCCUCCCUCCUCCAUGCUACCCUCCACCGACCACCAGUUCCAGAAUGGAGCUCCAGGUGCUCUCCUGACCCAAGGAGGUUUUCAUUUACCAGGAUUGAACCUCAGUGGAGGAACCUUGUGGUUUAACACAUAAUAUUUAUUCUUUGUUAGACAGUUCAUAGCACUCUGCAACACCAGUUUUUUGUUUCAUGCUGUAAGUUUGUUUAUUCGUGUGUAACAUAUGUGACUACACCCAUAUUAGUAUCCCUGAGAGGCCUCAUUUUUAAGUAAAAGAUCUUUUAUAAAACAA
This is a messenger RNA of Dama dama (fallow deer), 4007 nucleotides long. RefSeq names its product ATPase H+/K+ transporting non-gastric alpha2 subunit (gene ATP12A). NCBI's taxonomy places the organism in Eukaryota, Metazoa, Chordata, Mammalia, Artiodactyla, Cervidae. The transcript has 23 exons. Gene Ontology annotation, biological process: intracellular potassium ion homeostasis; proton transmembrane transport; intracellular sodium ion homeostasis. Gene Ontology annotation, molecular function: P-type sodium:potassium-exchanging transporter activity; ATP hydrolysis activity; ATP binding. The coding region runs from base 10 to 3126 and encodes 1038 amino acids. Gene Ontology annotation, cellular component: membrane. The record is from RefSeq and is a predicted model, not a curated record.